GCCUACUAGGUAGUAGCACCUUUUUCUCUCUGCGAAUCCCAAGCGUGGAAAACUUCUGCUCCUUCCUCCAAUUUCUUCUGCUCCGGGGAAUUUCACUUCCAUUUUCCUUUCCCUUCUUUUCUUUGUCUCUGUCUCUGUCUGGUUUCCGUGUGUUGUCUGGUCUGUGUCUGCCUUAAUUAAUAAUCUGAUCCAUCCAUCCCAAUUCCCAACUCAAGUCUUCAAAACACCCCCAAACGCCUCCUUAACUCUGCAGACCGUUGGGAGCUGCGAGAGCUCAGAUCAUAAGUCACAACCGCGAUUGAUAGCACUAUUGGAUUAGUUGGGCGGUCCUCUUCUCAAAAUCUAGAAAGCAAACGGUCCAGAAAUGCAACAGCAAUAACUCUUUCUUCCUUCCUUCCUGUGAACUAACUAGAUGUUGUUCAUGGAUGAAACACAGCAUUUAUUAAGAUAGUAUAACUUCUCACCCAACAUCAACUGCUCACCAUUAAAUGGUGUAUCAUGCUUCUCUCAAGUCAACCUCAGUACUUGCUGUUCAAUUUCCUUUCCCUUCUCCUCCAUCCCUCACCCUACCCCUGACUUCUGAUGAUUGCUCCGCUCUUUCACCAUUUUUCACCUUCUUUUCCGGAUCCUUUCUCUGAGUACCCAGAACAUGAUUAUUGUUUUCGUCUUUACCCGCUUAAUUAUAUUAUUGUUUCUACCACUUCUUUUAAUCUCAAUCUCGAGUACUAGAAUAUCUGCUGCUUCUUUCUCGUCCUCCUCACUAUCACCUUCAUCAGCACCAGGAACAUGCCAUCGCGGUUGUGGGAACAAGUCCCAGGUCCAGUAUCCUUUCGGAUUCUCCCCGGGCUGCGACAUUCAGUUGAAUUGUACAGGGCACAGCGGGGAGAUCACAAUUGGGCAAUUUCAAGUCCAAAAUGUGACGGGGAACAGCUUGUUGAUCCAUCUUCCGCCAAAUUGUAGUCGGAAGAUUAGCGACCUGAAUCAACUCGAGGGGCCGAACUUCGCGAUGACGCGGCGAAAUGGGCUUCUGUUCGAUAGAUGUAGGGUGCCGGUGAAUGGAUGUGCCGUCCCAAUGACUCUGCUGAACUCCACGUUGGAUGUCAAGGAGAGCUGUAGCGGCGGUCAUGAUAAUAAUACCAGUUGUUAUUCGGGUGCAAGCAAAAAUAGUUCUAAAUUUUUCGACUCUGAUCAUCUCAAGCAGAUCAAUUGUACGGUCGUGUAUUCGUCCAUAGCGGUUGCUCUGGAUGACACAAAUGACGACGACAAUAGGUCGAGCGUGAGCACGGCUUUGUUGCUGAAUUUCCAGACUUUGGAGUUAGGGUGGUGGCUCGAUGGCCCCUGCAACUGUCACGAGUCUGCGUCCUGUACUAACGUAUCGACUCCCAGACGUCGCCAGGGGUACCGAUGCCGGUGUAAGGAAGGGUUCGUCGGAGAUGGCUUCGCGGACGGUGGUGGUUGUAAAAGAGCUUCUACCUGCAAUGCUUCAAGAUACAUGCCAGGUCGAUGUGGUGGGACUACAAAAGUUGGCAUUCUUGUUGGAGGGAUAAUUGCUGGAGCUUCUCUCAUGGUUGUUUUAUCUCUUUUCUACUACUGCAUCCGGAAGCGAUCAAAAUUGUUGAAGAGCCGAAUGAGUGCAAAGCGUCUUCUGGGUGAAGCUGCUGGCAGCUCUGGCAUUUCUUUUUAUCCCUAUAAAGAUAUUGAGAAGGCCACAUUGGCCUUUUCUGAUAAACAAAGGCUGGGAACAGGGGCCUAUGGUACAGUUUAUGCAGGAAAGCUCCAUAACGAUGAGUGGGUUGCUAUUAAAAAAAUAAAGCAUCGCGAUCAUGAAAGCAUCGAACAAGUCAUGAACGAGAUCAAGCUUCUGUCUGCUGUGAGCCAUCCUAAUCUGGUACGCCUCUUAGGUUGCUGUAUAGAGGACGGUGAACAAAUCCUUGUUUACGAAUUCAUGCCGAAUGGGACUUUGUCUCAGCAUCUACAAAGAGAAAGAGGUUCAGGGCUUCCAUGGACAAUUCGCCUUGACAUUGCCACUGAAACUGCUCGUGCAAUUGCUCAUCUUCAUUCGGCAAUUAAUCCACCGAUAUACCAUAGAGACAUUAAAUCUAGUAACAUACUCUUAGACUAUAACUACAAGUCAAAGGUGGCGGACUUUGGCCUUUCGAGAUUUGGCAUGAUGGAUGAUUCCCAUGUAUCCACUGCUCCACAGGGAACCCCAGGCUACCUCGAUCCUCAGUAUCAUCAGAACUUCCAUCUUUCAGAUAAAAGUGAUGUAUACAGCUUUGGGGUUGUUCUGGUUGAGAUUAUUACAGCAUUGAAAGUGGUGGAUUUCUCGCGAGCUCACAGUGAGAUUAACUUGGCUGCGCUUGCUAUUGAGAGGAUAGGGAAAGGUUGUCUGGAUGAGAUAAUUGAUCCAUUUCUUGAGCCUCACAGGGAUGCUUGGACACUCUCAUCUAUUCACAAAGUAGCAGAGCUGGCUUUUAGAUGCCUUGCUUUUCAUCGAGACAUGAGACCGUCCAUGAUGGAAGUGGCAGAUGAACUUGAACAAAUCAGGCUUAGUGGCUGGGCACCGCUAGACGAGAAUAUCUGCAUGGCAUCAUCAGCGGCAUCCUCUUGUUCGUCUCCAUUUAAUGGAAGUGAGAAAUCUUUUAACAGUAGAACAACAAAGAAGAAGACGGGGGUAGGAAGUAGGAGAACAAACGUUUCACGAGGAGGAGGUGAUUCGCUAUCUACCACGGAAGAGACAAAGGACAGUUCCCCUGUCUCAGUCCAGGAUCCCUGGUUAAGUGAGCAGGACUCGCCAUCAACGAACAGUUUGUUGAGCAACAUUGUUCACUAAUGAAAUUACUGUGUCGUCUGCACAUAACUUCCCAUUAAAGCCGUCUUGUGGAUAAAAUAUACUAUUAGGCAAUGAAUGGUGAUUAAAGCCUUCUUGCAGCCAUUAUUCUGAUGAAGUUGGUUUACUUAUCAUA
Coffea eugenioides is the source of this 2966-nucleotide messenger RNA. RefSeq names its product wall-associated receptor kinase-like 14. Gene Ontology annotation, biological process: protein phosphorylation. Lineage: Eukaryota; Viridiplantae; Streptophyta; Magnoliopsida; Gentianales; Rubiaceae. Gene Ontology annotation, molecular function: ATP binding; protein kinase activity. The record is from RefSeq and is a predicted model, not a curated record. The transcript is spliced from 3 exons. The coding region runs from base 650 to 2833 and encodes 727 amino acids.